GUCUCUGAAUUCCAAAUAGGCUGCUUAGUGUUGACUUAAGGGAUGUUUGAAAAGUUUUAGACAUAAAAGGAAAGCAAUGCACAAAAUUUGUCAUGAAAAAAAAUACAUCUCAAUAAUGGGUUUCAGAAGGUGCCCAAACUCCUCUGUUUGCAUCAUACUAAGUUGUUGUUUAUUACAUGUUGUUGCCAUUUCUUCAUCUCAGUCCAUCAAGGACCCAGGAACUCUAAACUCAACUAAUGGAAACUUCACCUUGGGGUUCUUCAGCAUUGAAAAUACUACAAAUCGUUACCUGGGAAUUUGGUGCAAGACCAAAGACACUGUCAUAUGGGUGGCUAACAGAAACCAACCACUUAAGGAUUCUUCUGGGGUUCUUACAAUAUCUGAAGAUGGAAAUCUAGUGGUAAUGGAUGAACAGAAACAUGUCAUGUGGUCAUCAAAUGUGUCCAAUAUCACAUCAUCCAAUUCUAUUUUCCAACUUUCAGAUUAUGGGAGCCUUGUCUUGUUUGAAAAUACAACAGGAAAUACAAAAUGGGAGAGUUUCCAGCAUCCUACAAAUACAUGGUUGCCUCAUUUGGAACUUUCUAGCAACAAAAUAACAGGUGAAAAAGUAGGACUUACAUCAUGGAAAAGCCCUUCUGAUCCAUCCAUUGGGAGCUUCUCUUUAAGUAUUGAACGCUUUAAUAUUCCUGAAAUCUUCAUUUGGAAUGAUAAUCGAUCAUAUUGGCGCAGUGGUCCGUGGAAUGGACAAGUGUUUCUUGGGGUACCGGGAAUGGAAGCGACGUAUCUUAACGGUUUUCGGGUCGAAAAUAAUGGGGAUGGAACAGUUGCUGUAUAUUUUACCGUAGAUGAGUUAGGACUUGUAGUGCUAACCCUGAAUUCGCAAGGCCAAUUUCAGCAACAUACUUGGGAUGAUGAGAAGGAGGAAUGGCAGGUUACAUGGACAAGUCCAAGAUCGGAUUGUGAUGUUUAUGGUAUAUGUGGAGCAUUUGCAAGCUGUAAUUCACAAACCUCACCGAUAUGUACCUGUUUGAAGGGGUUUGAACCAAGGAACAUAGAGGAAUGGAAUAGACGGAACUGGACUAAUGGAUGUGUUAGCAGGACACCUUUGCAGUGUGAAAGGGCCAACAACCAAAGCAGAAGUGUGGAUAGUAAUAAACCAGAUGGGUUUUUGAGAUUAGAGAUGGUCAAAGUGCCUGAUUUUGCAGAAGGGUCAUCGGUUACACAAGACCAAUGCCAAAGCCAGUGCUUGGAGAACUGUACUUGCAUUGCAUAUUCAUAUGAUGCUGUUAUUGGCUGUAUGACUUGGAGUGGAAGUCUAAUUGACAUCCAACAGUUCACGCUUGGAGGAUCUGAUCUAUACAUUCGUGUAGCCUAUACAGAACUAGGUAAAGGGCGAAAUAUAAUUGUCAUCAUCACAAUUCCAGUGAUAAUCGGAGUUUUGCUAUUUCUCACAUGUGCAUAUGUCAUCUGGAGAAGGGCUUUGCACCAAGCAAUGAAAAAGAAGCUUGGAUUUUUUCGAUUCAACAAAGGUACAACAUCUGAAGAAAACAUAAGUGACAACAUAAUUGGAGAAUUUUCACAAGCUAAGCUACAGGAGCUGUUAUUGUUUAACUUUGAAAAGGUUGCAACUGCCACAAACAACUUUCAAUCCUCCAACAAACUUGGGCAGGGUGGUUUUGGUCCAGUAUACAAGGGAAAACUGCAAGAUGGCAAGAAAAUAGCAAUUAAAAGGCUUUCUAGAGCAUCUGGACAAGGUCUAGAAGAAUUCAUGAAUGAAGUAGUAGUAAUUUCUAAGCUUCAACACCGGAAUCUUGUAAGGCUUUUGGGCUGCUGUAUUGAAGGAGAUGAAAAGAUGUUGAUAUACGAAUACAUGCCAAAUAGAAGUUUGGAUGCAUAUCUGUUUGAUCCAUCAAACAAUAAACACCUAGAUUGGAGAAAACGCUUUAUCAUUAUAGAAGGAAUAGCUCGAGGAUUGCUUUAUCUUCAUAGAGAUUCUAGGCUAAAAAUCAUACAUAGAGAUUUGAAGGCAAGCAAUAUCUUGCUAGAUGAGGAGCUUAAUCCAAAAAUAUCAGACUUUGGUAUGGCUAGAAUUUUUGGAGGGAGUGAAGAUCAAGCCAAUACCCAAAAGAUUGUUGGAACAUAGUAAGUGAGCCUUCUUCUUUAUACUAGGAAUGAGUAACAUACUUGGAUAAUUGAUCAAUUGUUAAUAUUUCAAUGUAGUGGCUAUAUGUCGCCAGAAUAUGCAAUGCAUGGAGUGUUUUCAGAGAAAUCAGAUGUCUUUAGCUUUGGAGUUUUGCUACUAGAGAUUGUUAGUGGAAGACAAAACUCAAGCUUUUAUGACCCUGAAAAUUCUCAGACCAUCUUAGGAUUUGUAAGUCUAUAAUUCAUCUCUAGCUUAGUUGUGGAAGCUUUCUUGCUUUCUCUUAUAAAACAUUUUUUAUUUUUCAUUUUAGGCCUGGAUACAGUGGACGGAAGACAAUCUUGUAACUUUGAUAGAUUCAGGAAUAUAUGAUCCUAGCCUUCACAAGGAUAUUUUGAGGUGCAUACACAUAGGACUUCUUUGUGUACAAGAAUUUGCUGCAGACAGGCCAACUAUGGCUACAGUAAUUUCAAUGCUUAACAGUGAGAUUGUGAAUCUUCCUCCUCCAAGGGAACCUGCAUUUAUCCUGAGGCAGAAUAUGUUGAAUUCAGUCUCCUCUGAUGAAAGACUUGGAUUGUAUUCUAUCAACACUGCCAGUAUUACAGACAUCCAUGGCAGAUAGAAAACUAGUAGCUUUUUGAGUAAAAAUUUCAAGUCUAGCGGAAAUUAUUGUUAGAAUUUUGUAGGAUUGUUCUUUUCAUUGUUUAGGAACAUGGUUCAAAAUUGAGAACCAUGAUAAAUCAGUUUUAAAAUUUAUUAAAUAGUUGUUUGUG
This is a messenger RNA of Abrus precatorius (Indian licorice), 2913 nucleotides long. RefSeq names its product G-type lectin S-receptor-like serine/threonine-protein kinase At1g11300. The record is from RefSeq and is a predicted model, not a curated record. Gene Ontology annotation, molecular function: protein serine/threonine kinase activity; ATP binding. Gene Ontology annotation, biological process: protein phosphorylation; recognition of pollen. Lineage: Eukaryota; Viridiplantae; Streptophyta; Magnoliopsida; Fabales; Fabaceae. The coding region runs from base 77 to 2143 and encodes 688 amino acids. The transcript is spliced from 5 exons.